Molecule: messenger RNA, 2071 nt
Organism: Pollicipes pollicipes
Lineage: Eukaryota; Metazoa; Arthropoda; Thecostraca; Pollicipedomorpha; Pollicipedidae
Product: flocculation protein FLO11
Exons: 4
Coding region: 26-2071 (681 amino acids)
Source: RefSeq, a predicted model, not a curated record
GCUGCCAAACCACGUCGAACCAUACAUGGGAAGCACAAGAACGCCACCAAAAUCAAAGCCAUCCACGAGUCCAAAGCCACGCCCCGCUCCCAUCGUGUUCAACUCUCUCGGAUUUUGGAAACCCACUAGGCGACCGAUUGCGUUUAAUAAGCUAAAGCACAAAUACCAGACAACAGCCUCUCCCGCACCAGACAACAACCAACAGCCCACCGUCUCCGCCAGUGAGCUUGGUCGGCUACCAACGGAGCGUGAGCCCGUCUGGAUCUCACCGGCGUCCGCGAUCGGUGCUGCAUCGCCCGAGCCAGAGCCGGUCUGGAUCUCGCCGGCGUUCAGCGGCGUAUCUCCGAAGCCCCAGCCGGGCUGGAUCGGCCCGCCUGCCACGAUGAGCACCGUCUCGCAGGAGUCGCUGCCCGGCCUGCUCGGCACGCUGUUCGCGAGCCUGAGCGUGGCUGAGGACGAGGCCGCGCCGCCGACGACCGGGCCGCCGGCGGACUCCGCCGCCCGACCGUGGUACAUCAUCGGACCGGUCAUGACCACCGCAAAGGACGAGUCGGGCGCGACGAAGCCGGCGGGUGAGGGCACCACGGGGCCGGCGCAGGCGCCGGUGACCGCGCCAGGUUUGACGUUCGCCAGCAGCUCGGAGGCGAGCACACCGCCCACGUAUGUGACUUCGGGAUACGCAGCGACUGCUUUCGCUUCCGCUUCUUCCGCUUCCGCGCCAUCAUCAGCAUCAACAUCUGAAACAACGCGUCCGUCCUUAUCCUUCGCGCGUCCACCCGCCAUACCUCAGUUCAACAAAUACGGCUUCUGGAAGCCUGAGAAACGGCCGUACCACAGCGUCCUACAGAAGCUCAAGCAGAAGUACCGGAAGACCACACCGGCGCCGCAACCGUCGAGCCCGCCUGGCACUCCGUCCAAGAUAUCGUACAUCAACCAGGACUUUCAUCCGGACCGACUGCACCUGGGCACACGACCUUUCGGCUUCAAGCGUCGUCCCCUCGGCGGUCGUCGUGGGCGCAGCGAGCGCUCGACGAACGAUCCCGCUUCUGACACCACUGCGGAGCUUCUGGCUAGUGUGGGGCGCAGUCUGCAUGCGGCACCGGACGACGCGCGGGCGGCGGAGGCGGCGGCACGCAGCUUCCGCGGCCAAUUUCGGCGCCGCGCGCAGCGACGGCAGUUCUCGGGUCGCUGCGUCACCGAGUGUUGGCUGGGCACGGUGGGCAUCCUCGGCAGUGUCGGCGGUCUUGCCGCCCUCACACUGCCCGUGUACGCACUGCUUGUAGCCUCGCUGGCCUCGUCCGGCUCGUCCAGCGCGUCCAGCUCGUCCAGCAGUUCGAGCUCGUCCGGCUCAUCGGGGAUUCCGGGUCUGGUGCUGUUCGACCCGGUGCCUGUGGUGCCGCCCGUGCCAUUUGUGGUGCUACCGGACGAGGUGCAGCCGCCGGCGCCUCCCGUACCUACAGGACCUCCAGGAGCUCUGCCUCCGUCAGGACCUCCGGGAGCUCUGCCUCCGUCAGGACCGCCAGGAGCCCCAGCGCCACCGGGAGCCCCUGGCGACGAUGCGUCAGGAGCCCCAGCGCCGCCGCCGGGCGCCUCUGGCGACGAUGCGUCAGGAGCCCCAGCGCCGCCGCCGGGCGCCUCUGGCGACGAUGCGUCAGGAGCCCCAGCGCCGCUGCCGGGCGCCUCUGACGACGAGGUAUCAGGAGCACCUUCGCCCGCACCACCGUUAGAUCCACAGUUUGGUGCGGUCGAGCUGGAGGAGGAGGAGGAAGAGUACGAUGACCAACAGCAGGAUGACGGUUUCUUCUUCCCCGAGGACGGCUUCGAGGACAGCGAGACUGCCGAGGCGCCCACCGCUCCGCAGGGACCACCUGGCCACUUCCACGACAAGCCAGGUACUCCCACGAAGCCCGUGGAUCCAGAUUCCACGAGCGGGGUGUUAGGGGAGAACUUUGGAGUGGAUGUGACGGAUUGCCACAACUUCAAGCUCUGCAUUCUUCACUCAAGAACUCCGGAGACAAACAAAGGUGUCACCUAUAUUUUCGUCUGUAUCACGGAGGUUACGAUCAUUUAG